AUGUCUUUCCAAAAUAUUUCUCCCGAUGGUGUCAUCCUUGGAUCCGGUAGACUCAUCAGAGCGGGGUUGGAGGGCGGGAAGAGUGUGGUAGCUUACAGCAAGCCUGCACUUGAAAAGUCCGCAAGUCUGACUGCACAGGCAGCCAGCUGGGGUGUUAAGAACCCAGUUCCAGCUACCUGUGUGGCUAUUGGCACGGCUGGUGCUCUUGUUUUCGUUGCCCCAGCCGUUGUAACAGUCCCAUUAUUGUCAAGUAUGGGAUUCACAGCGGGCGGUAUUAAAGCAGGUACUAUAGCCGCAGUCGCUCAAAGUCAGAUUGGGAACAUUGUUGCCGGGAGCACGAUGGCCGUGGCACAGAGUGCUGGUGCAGGAGGCAGCGGUCUGGUCAUCAUCAACGGUAUAGUCCAGCUAGGGGGCGCUGCGACGACCGUAGGAGGCACUAGCCUAGCAUGUGUCAAAGCAAAACUAUGA
Messenger RNA from Penicillium taxi, 468 nucleotides. RefSeq lists its product as uncharacterized. The record is from RefSeq and is a predicted model, not a curated record. NCBI's taxonomy places the organism in Eukaryota, Fungi, Ascomycota, Eurotiomycetes, Eurotiales, Aspergillaceae. Gene Ontology annotation, cellular component: mitochondrion; membrane. The transcript is spliced from 3 exons. Gene Ontology annotation, biological process: apoptotic signaling pathway. Bases 1 to 468 code for a protein of 155 amino acids.